Molecule: messenger RNA, 1003 nt
Organism: Bombyx mandarina (wild silkworm)
Lineage: Eukaryota; Metazoa; Arthropoda; Insecta; Lepidoptera; Bombycidae
Product: dynein regulatory complex protein 9
Biological process (GO): cilium organization
Cellular component (GO): motile cilium; cytoplasm
Molecular function (GO): protein binding
Source: RefSeq, a predicted model, not a curated record
CUGCAGCGAACUGAGAGCUCAACAAUGGAAACCUUUAGGCGGUCACGAACGACAGAAACGAGAAAAACUCUUGCGAGACAGGUCAUCGGUUAAGGAAACAGUGCGACAAACUCUGAUUAGUGUUGCGGAGCGUGGUGACUGGCAAGUUUUGAGAGAAUCUAUAGAAAUUCUAAAACGAAGAGCCACAUCUGUGGUUACCAAAAGGAUCUACAAACAGCAACUGAAGAUGACUCUUAUGACCAUUAUCGAAGAAUUAAAGAUGAAAAGUUGUCAAUUUUCUGUCGAACUUCGUGAUGCAGAUCAAAUAAUCGCUACCUUACGCGAUCAAAGGAGUGAUGAAUAUUUGAACGCGAGCACACGCCUCUGCUACACUGAGAAAUGGUUGCAAGCUCGAGCUGAAUCAUUGGAACUAGAAUAUAGUAUAAAAAGAGAACCAUUACCACGUACUGAUCAUGAGCAAAGGGUGCACGAUGAACUUUUGAAAGCGUAUUCGUUGCAGAUAGCGGAACGAGAAAAGUCUUUGGAAUAUUGGCAUUCUCGUUAUGCAGUAGACACAGCGUCGAUCAACAGAAGACUCAAAGAGAAGGCUGACCAAUUUCGCUGUGUUAGCGCUCGACGAGCAGAAUUGCAAAAACUCUACGAUCUACAUGAAGGCGAGAUGCGAGCUUGGCUUACUUUUAAAAAAGAACGAGCGGCCCGACUUCUUCGUGAGAAACGUCUUCGAGAUUCAGCAACAAGAAUACAAGCAUGGUGGCGCGGAGUUAUGGUCCGUCGUGCACUCGGAGCCUUUCGCCAUUUAAGAAAUGCAAAGAAAUUACCUACUAAAGGAAAGAAGAAAUAAACACAUUAAAUUAUUGAUAUGUGCAUGUGAUUGUAUGCAAUUAGAAAAUAUCAAGGCCAAACGAAAAAAUAUGGUUAACGAGGAUCUUUUUAAUUAAAUUACAUAACGUAACGCCUGACCUAAAAAUAUUCUACCAUUUCGUACAUUGUGCAGCUUUUUUUU